ACCUACAUUUUUCAAAUUCCAAGCGGCUGGUGUCAAACUCAGUUGGGAUAUAGUAUAGUUAUUAUGCUUCCUGUUAAUGGCUGAUAAAGGAGGGGAGUGUGCAGCUGUACAGUCUGAAUUUCAUUCCAUAAGCUUCCAAGAUGAUAAAGAAGAAGAAAAGGAAGAAGAACCAACAUUCAUAGAGCAACCUCCUGAUAGAUUAAUUUGUCUAAUAUGUCAUUGUGUGAUGAAAGAGCCUCAUAUUGUCACAUGCUGUUGUAACAAGAUGUGUCGUGACUGUAUACAACGUGUACAUCAUUCAAGUCAACCUUGUCCCACUUGUCGUGAACCUAAUUUCAAUAGUUUCUUAGAGAAACGACUCAACAGCGAGAUACUUGACUUGAAGGUUCGUUGUACCCACCACAACAAUGGGUGUGAGUGGGUGGGAGAGUUAAGAGAUCUAAAGAAACAUACCAAUUUAGUGAACGGCAGCUGUGGGUUCGUUAAAGUAAAGUGUCCUUUUGGUUGCCCUAUGGCAUAUUUUCGUAAAGAUACGAUUGAUCAUGAAUCCGUCUGUACUAAUCUUCCACCAGAGAGGCAGGUCAAGAGAACAAUGAGAAUAACUGAUCAGUUUAAAGAAGAAUUACAAGCUACACUGAGUCAGUUUCAAGAGUUGUAUAAAUCAGAAUCAGCACGUGUUAAAGAGUUAACCAAUCAACUUGAAGUUCUGAAAGAAAGUCACAAGAAAGAGCAACAGGAAAUGAAGUACCAGUUUGAAGCAGAGAAGAAGCAGCUACUGGAAGAAUCAAAGCAGCAGAUUGCACUGCUAUCGGAGAGCUUAAGAACUGGAUUUAAUCAACAAAUGAAGAUUAAAAAUGAAGAGCAUCAACAACAAAUGAUGCAAUUACAACAAGAAUUUAAAAAGAAAGAGAAAGAGAGAUCAGAAGCUAUCAAUAAGCAUUUAGCUGAAUUGAAGGAAAAAGAGAAACAGAUGGAGAAACAGCAUCAAAAGCAGCUUACUGAUAUGAAGGACAAAAUGUCUACCGAAUUGAAGGAGCUUUAUUAUGAUGAACACAAGCAAAGAAUGGAAGAAAACAAAGAACAAUCAAAGAAUAUUCAUCAGGAAUUAAAGCAGCACUAUGAUGAGGAGUACCAACAACAACUUAAAGAAGCUAAAAAAACACUCGA
Molecule: messenger RNA, 1167 nt
Organism: Amphimedon queenslandica
Lineage: Eukaryota; Metazoa; Porifera; Demospongiae; Haplosclerida; Niphatidae
Exons: 1
Source: RefSeq, a predicted model, not a curated record